Hipposideros armiger (great roundleaf bat) is the source of this 728-nucleotide messenger RNA. RefSeq names its product tubulin alpha chain. Gene Ontology annotation, molecular function: GTP binding; structural constituent of cytoskeleton. Bases 66 to 518 code for a protein of 150 amino acids. Gene Ontology annotation, cellular component: microtubule. Lineage: Eukaryota; Metazoa; Chordata; Mammalia; Chiroptera; Hipposideridae. Gene Ontology annotation, biological process: microtubule-based process. The transcript has a single exon. The record is from RefSeq and is a predicted model, not a curated record.
AAGCCUACCAUGAGCAGCUUUCUGUAGCAGAGAUCACCAAUGCGUGCUUUGAGCCUGCCAACCAGAUGGUGAAAUGUGACCCUCGCCAUGGUAAAUACAUGGCUUGCUGCCUGUUGUACCGUGGUGAUGUGGUUCCCAAAGAUGUCAAUGCUGCCAUUGCCACCAUCAAGACCAAGCGUACCAUCCAGUUUGUGGACUGGUGCCCCACUGGCUUCAAAGUUGGCAUUAAUUACCAGCCUCCCACUGUGGUACCUGGUGGAGACCUGGCCAAAGUACAGCGAGCUGUGUGCAUGCUGAGCAACACCACAGCUAUUGCUGAGGCCUGGGCGCGCCUGGACCACAAGUUUGACCUGAUGUAUGCCAAGCGUGCCUUUGUUCACUGGUACGUGGGUGAGGGCAUGGAGGAAGGAGAGUUUUCUGAGGCCCGUGAGGACAUGGCUGCCCUUGAGAAGGAUUAUGAGGAGGUUGGUGUUGAUUCUGUUGAAGGAGAAGGUGAGGAAGAAGGAGAGGAAUACUAAAGUUAAUGUGUCACAAAGGUGCUGCUUUUACAGGGAAGCUUAUUCUGUUUUAAACAUUGAAAAGCUGUGGUCUGAACAGUGAAUUUGUAUGUAGCAGUGUAUACUCUCAUAUACAAUUACUGGCCUAUGCUUUAAAACAACACUUUGUUACAGACCUAACCUGUCCAUUUCUCUGAUGGGUUUGAAUAAAGUAUUCCCUGUCUUAAAUGA